AUGACAGGACACUCCUUCACACUCAGUGUUAUAAAUGGUCUUGCUCAACACCAAGGGACGCUUCGCCUAUCACUUGGAAAUUUACAAGGUUAUAUUCACCAGGAGAAUUCUAAUCACUGGAAAAGACAGGAGGCAACAGUUGCUUGUCGAUUUAAAGCCUUCGCUUAUAAUCAUUUUGGACGUAAAACAGGAUGGAGGCUGAUUAGUUCUGUUUCAUGUCUUGGAAAUGAGAGGGUUUUAGGACAGUGCGCAAUGAAUUAUGGACAGGGAGAAAUGAUAUCAACCGAGUUCCAAGGAGUCAUAUGCACAGGUAUGGACGACUAUGCAGUCCGUUUAUCAGAUGGUCAGUACGACAGAGGUCGAGUAGAAAUAUCAAUAGGAGGAACCUGGGGAAGUGUGUCAUCCUCCAGCGUCUGGUCAUCUGGCAAAAACGCUCAAGUUAUCUGUACCCAACUGGGAUUUCAUUCCGGAGUAGCCAUCACCAAUGGAACAUACCUUCGCGGAUUAGGUCCGGUCUGGAUUAGAGAUUUAAAUUGUGCUGGCCAUGAGAGAUCAAUACGUGACUGUUCCUUUACAAUUAAUGGAACAGAUUUAUAUUCCAGAUCAUCUACACCUGAUGUCGGCGUCAUUUGUCUCAAUCAAAGGUUUACACAGGUGACUUCAUCUACGAAAAUUUUGAGGUCGUCACAAACUUCACAAGAAAAUGUUCCAACUACAGAAAAUGUAUUGAAACCAAAUAAUACAACAGAAGGAAAUGAGGAGACAUCAGAUGAAACAGACAAAGAAGAGGAGAUUACCAGUGAUAAUACGGGAUUGUUUGUGGGCAUCUCUGUGGCAGCUCUCUCUGUCGUCUUUUUCAUUGUUCUAGUUAUAUGCUGGAAAUUGAGAAGUACAGAUAAAAAAGAUGCCAGUUUGAGUACCGAUGUUCGAAAGAAAAGUGAUACACAUAAAGGACAGCAGUCGUCAAAUGACUUGGAACAAGCUGAGCAGAAGGAUGUCAAUGUUCAAAGACAGGAUAACCCUGCUUAUAUGCAGGACAAAAGGGGAUAUAGCUCUGAAAGUUGUCCUCACAACAAUUGCAUUCCAGGGAUGGACCUCAUUCAAUUUCCCGUUCAGGAGAGGUUGUAUUCUACAGUCAGCAGCAACUCGUCGUCAUUUGCUAUCGUUACUCCAGUGCUUGAUUGCUAG
This is a messenger RNA of Saccostrea cuccullata (small rock oyster), 1188 nucleotides long. RefSeq names its product soluble scavenger receptor cysteine-rich domain-containing protein SSC5D-like. The record is from RefSeq and is a predicted model, not a curated record. The transcript is spliced from 10 exons. Gene Ontology annotation, cellular component: membrane. Lineage: Eukaryota; Metazoa; Mollusca; Bivalvia; Ostreida; Ostreidae. Bases 1 to 1188 code for a protein of 395 amino acids.